Messenger RNA from Osmerus eperlanus (European smelt), 1147 nucleotides. Its product is annotated as claudin-23-like. The record is from RefSeq and is a predicted model, not a curated record. Gene Ontology annotation, cellular component: plasma membrane; bicellular tight junction. The transcript has a single exon. Gene Ontology annotation, molecular function: structural molecule activity. Bases 157 to 978 code for a protein of 273 amino acids. Gene Ontology annotation, biological process: bicellular tight junction assembly; cell adhesion. NCBI's taxonomy places the organism in Eukaryota, Metazoa, Chordata, Actinopteri, Osmeriformes, Osmeridae.
GAGCCGCACGUCACACCCUCACCGCUCAGUAUCUGCCCCUCCUACCUAGAGUUUUGGUUUUUAACACAACUUUCAAGACAGCUCUAGACCAUUUGAAGCCUACUAAGAGUCACAGCUCUACACUUCUGAGGUUACCAGACGCCUACGACCAUAACCAUGCCCAAAGUGGAGGAAUGGGUGCGCACUUCCAUGCGAACCCCGGGAAUCUUCAUUUUCGGGAUGGUUUUCGCGCCCUGCGGCUGGAUCCUGAACCUAACGUCCACAGUGGCUCCGAAUUGGAGAUCUAUACACAAUAUUCCAAACCAAUCUAAAGACAUGAUACUACAGCAAGGCAUAUGGGACAUUUGUCAAGCGUUUGAGUCGAGUAGGGUAAUACAAUGCAAUCAACCAGACGUGGAGUACCUUAAUAACCAGAUCAUCCCUAUAGCCCAAGGGUUGAUGGUUGCUUCUCUAAUCGUUACCCUUAUCGGUCUGGCCGUGGCAAUCCCGGGGAUUCGCUGCUGGACGGACCGUCCCAGUUGGACCGUCGCUGGGAUUGGCGGACUGCUUAUCUUUUUAUCCGGAGUGAUGACACUUAUCCCAAUCGCCUGGUACACUCAUAUCUUAAAAGACAUUAAGGCGCAAAGCACAGACAUCCGCGUGGACUUCUGCAUUAUUCUGGGGUACAUCGGGGGCAUUUUUGAAGUGGUCGCCGGCUUCGUCAUGUUCAUUGGCAUUUGUCGAUGCUGCGGCGGCAAGAACCGGGGAGAAAAACGGGUGGAGGAAGUUCCUGAAUUCAGACACACAAGGAACCCUCCGAGGCGGGUCGCCGUGCCAAGUGUAAUCCGGACCACGAGCAGUGCCAGCAGCGUGCCUUAUUCCAAGAACUCCAUGGACGAGGAGGUGGACUUCCCCCGGGCUUUCCCGCGGACUGGACCGCGGUCCGGUGCCCUGUCUGCCAACUCGUAUGCCAGCAAACCGUAUGAUGCCGACUUGUGAAGUGGAUUUUAGUUUCCCACGUGUUACUAAUUAAAAUGAAGGAAAAUGACAAUAUAGGCUGCUUAUUUGAUAAACUCUUUGGUUAAGAUUGUGGGACAUUCUUACAGGCAGUCAGUCUUUUUAACUAUGAAUUUGUUUGAAUAAAGUCUUGUGUAAAUAUUUGACCUAA